Messenger RNA from Drosophila takahashii, 713 nucleotides. Lineage: Eukaryota; Metazoa; Arthropoda; Insecta; Diptera; Drosophilidae. The record is from RefSeq and is a predicted model, not a curated record.
AUGGGCAGCAUUGCCAGCGCUGGCAUAUCGAUUGACACUUGGCAUAUCGAUAAUCAGCUGAUUUUCUAUAAGAACCUGCUGGAGUUGCUCUGCAGGAUCAGCCCGGCAAGAUUGCCAUGGAGGAGCUGCAUGUCCAUUGCAUCCACUCAACUGGCACAGAAAUCGAGACACUUUGCCACAGAAUCUGCCGGCAAAAGUACGGAGCCCGACCACGCCGGAUUCACCGAGUGGCGGACCGUCUACAGUCUGCCGGCCAUAAGGAUAGUGGCUGCAUUCAGUAAGCUGAAAGUCUACCAGGCGGCCAUCACAGCAGCCGGAACGCCCAUUGUCUUUGCCCUGGGAAGCGCCGGACAGCUAAGCUCGGAUGCACUGGCCAUCUACGGUGCCGUGGGAAUCUCCGGCCUGGUCACCCUCACACUCGCCAGCUACGCGGCCUCCAAUCUCGUGGGCUUCGUCUACGUGAACGAGCAACAGGAUCUGAUCAAGCUGGCCUACGUGGACUUCUGGGGACGGCGACAGGAGGCGCUGCUGGAUACCGAUGAUUUGCUACCCAGUUGCGAACAAGGAGGAAGCCCAUCCCGACUAAAAUUCGUUUCACCCAUCUGCCUGCGUAGCGAUCCUAAGAAGCGGUUCAAAAUUCUCAACCGUUUUGGCCAUGUCAGCGAUCCCCAGUUUUUCGAGGGCCUCUUUGGAGACUGAUUAUAAUUUGUCAG